Macrosiphum euphorbiae (potato aphid) is the source of this 4584-nucleotide messenger RNA. Lineage: Eukaryota; Metazoa; Arthropoda; Insecta; Hemiptera; Aphididae. The record is from the annotation of a GenBank genome assembly.
AUGAGAUCGGUGUUGCACCAGACUAGAGCUUCAAAGCUGCACGAUCUGGCGUUGGCCGGACAGGUGGACUUGACCAAACCGAUAAUCGAGCAACCCGAACAGGGCAGUCGACCGCCAUCACAAAACCGACAGGAUGCUGAAAGCCAAGCGUCAAGCAAAGACGAUCAACAACAAUUACAACUACCACAACAACAACAACAACAACAACAUAACCACCACCAAAAGGGCAACCAGCUGAGCUGUCAACGAUGCAACGCGUUGUUUUCGAACCAAGACCAACUCAAUACCCACCAACAGCUGUACUGCAUGUUCGGCACGCCAAUGAGUAUGUUGCCGAUGAAUCCGACACUGGCCUUUGCGGCCAACAAUCUGAGCGCUUCCGUUCAGGGACCAAAGUCGCCAUCGCAACAGUUAACGCUGACCGAAGAACAGCUGUUAAAAGUUCCACUGGCACUGCAAGGUAAGAAGCACUCGCACAUGUACAAGCUGUUGGAGAGCUAUGGGUUUGACUUGGUGAUGCAGUUUAACGAGAAUCACCAAAAGCGUAAGGAAAAUGAAAAGUUGCUGCAAGAGCUAACUGCCCAUCUGGAAAUGGAACACCAGGCGAACGCCGUCAAGGAGGAAAUUAAUGAGAUUAAUGAAGAAGAUACCGGUGACUUGCCUGAAGUUGCCAAGUCAACAUGCGUGCACUGCAACAAAGAGUUUUCCAGCGUAUGGGUGCUGAAAGCUCAUUGUGAAGAGGUCCACAAGGACCUAGUGCCGUUUGAUUUUCUCGAAAAAUACGCCAAACAGAUUAAAUGUGAGAUAGAGAAGAAGGGCAACGAGCCGCCGACCGCCAACACCAUUACGUCAUUGCCGUCAUCGACAUCCGUGUCUACAACCACAACGCCAACGGCCAGGAUCGGUUCGCCGUCCGAGGACGUAUCCGUUAAGAUGGAAAAUGAACAGGACAUCGAAGCACAAGCAGAAAACGUCGAUUACAUGUCCAACGCAGCCACAUCGUCAACCGGUGAACAGUCCAACGUGAACAUGUCCGGUGUGCCAUCGAACAUUCCGCUGUCGGUCGCUCAACACUUGAAUGAAAUGCAAGCGGCAUUCAACGCGAUGGCAGCAUCGCAACUUACACAACAACUUCAACAGUUCAACCCUAUGAUGGUGGCCAGUAUGGCUGGUCUUGGUAUGGGGCUGCCUUUGGGCCUUAACAUGCAAGCGCUCGCCGCUAUGAAUCUACAACCACCGUUGGUCCCCAUGAUGAUGCCGCCACCGAAUUUCGAGUCAAUAAUGGGUUCGCAACAAAAUACAAUGUUCCAACAACAACCCUCCUCCAUGGACCCAACUGGAAUCCUGGCAAAACAGCAACAAUUGCUUCAACAACAGCAACAAGUGCAACAAAAUUCGCAACAAAAACGAGCGAGGACACGCAUCACUGAUGAUCAAUUGAAAAUCCUACGUGCUCACUUUGACAUAAACAAUUCUCCAUCUGAAGAUCAGAUACAAGAAAUGGCCAGCCAAAGUGGUCUCCCACCCAAAGUCAUCAAACACUGGUUUAGAAAUACAUUAUUCAAAGAAAGACAGAGAAACAAAGAUUCUCCGUACAAUUUCAAUAAUCCACCAUCGACUACGUUGAAUUUGGAAGAAUACGAGAAAACCGGCGAAGCAAAAGUGAUGCCUCUUACUCAACCAAUGCCAAUAAUUGAAAAUACCGACGUCGUCGUCAUUAAAGAAGCGCCUAAGACACCGACAUUCGCGAAAAAGAAGCCUCUACAAACCAGCACCCCGAAUAAUAACACUGUUGUGCGAGCACAGAGUCAAACACCCACAUUUCCUCAACAACAGACAUUUGCUCAAAACUUUUCGAGACCGUUCACCACACAGUCCUUGGAGUCUCCGGUGAAGAUGGAAUCGCAAGUCAAACCAGAACUGAAAGAUGCCGAAACUAGUCAGCCUGAAACGAAAUUUCCGUGGGGCAAUCCCGAGUCUCCAUCCAAACGUAGAGAUUCGGUUGAAGAAAAACAAAAUCUGUACAUUCACCAUGACAGAGGGUCGCCGCUAGAUUUAAACGCCGCUGAAAAUCUAACUUUGUCCUCGAUUCUAACUUCUCAACAUCAAGAAAUUAAUAUGUCAAAUGCAAUUUCCACCAGCAAUAUGCUACCACCGAAAAUAUCUGCAUCGAGUUUUACUUCGCCACCACAAAUGUCGGUCACCACACAAUCGGGACCGAGGAGCAUUAGCCCUGGUAGAUCGCCCAAUUCGUCUGAUGGGUUUCCGCACUCAAUCAUGAUGAACCAGAGUAGCGGUGGUUCCGGGGGUUCCACCUCGUCUGGUAAACGGGCAAAUAGAACUCGUUUUACAGACUGUCAGAUCAAGGUGCUUCAAGAAUUCUUCGAAAACAACGCAUACCCAAAAGACGAUGACCUCGAGUAUCUGUCAAAAUUGUUGAACCUGAGCCCAAGAGUGAUCGUCGUGUGGUUCCAAAACGCCCGACAAAAAGCCAGAAAAGUUUACGAAAACCAGCCAGCUGUAGAACCUGCACCAGGUAUUGUUGAAGAGGGUUCAAAUCGAUUUCAAAGAACCCCUGGUUUGAACUAUCAGUGUAAUAAAUGCCUGUUAGUGUUCCAGAGAUAUUAUGAACUCAUUAGACAUCAGAAGACUCACUGUUUCAAAGAAGAGGACGCUAAAAGGUCGGCUCAAGCUCAAGCAGCAGCCGCCCACAUCGCGGCUGCAUUGAGUUCCGAAGAUUCAAACUCAAGUACCGUAGAAAAUCAUCAAGGACAAAGCGCAAACUCUAAUCCGAUGACACCAACUCCGACACCAACUCCGAGUUUGACAUAUCCGACAUCACCGAUUCAAACGUCAUCUUCACAUGACAAAGAAAAUGUUUACAACUGUGAACACUGUACUUCAGUGUUCACCAAACUUGACCAGUGGAAAGAACACCAACAAGUCCAUUUAAUGAAUCCAAAUUUGUUCCCUACCUAUCAUCCAGAAAGUGCUUUCGGAAUUUUACAACAGCAAGCACAAUUACACCAACAACAGCAGCAGCAGCAGCAACUCCAACAACAACAAUCUCAGUCACAACAGAUGAGUGGUACGUCCGAAUUGAACGCUAACCCCACGUCGUUGAUUUUGUCCAUGAUGCAACAGAAUAAUAAAAGAUCAUUCGACGAAUUCGACGAUCAUAGUGAUAAAGAAACCGAGUUCACAAAAGACAAACGCCUAAGAACCACUAUUUUACCAGAACAGUUGGAUUACUUGUAUCAAAAAUAUCAGAUCGAGAGCAAUCCCUCUAGAAAGAUGUUGGAAAGCAUUGCACAAGAAGUGGGUCUAAAGAAACGCGUAGUGCAAGUGUGGUUCCAAAAUACCAGGGCCAGAGAGCGAAAAGGUCAGUUCAGAGCGCAUUCACAGGCGAUUAAUAAAAGAUGUCCGUUCUGUUCAGCCAUUUUCAAAAUCAAAUCGGCGUUGGAAUCGCAUUUGCAGACCAAACACCCGGAACAGUGUUCCAGGGGGUACAUAAACGUAGACAACAUUCCAGAUGAAGAUGUCAGUAUGGACUCAUUCGCGUCGUCCCAGAUGAGCGAGAUCGGGCAAAAGAACCAGACGUACGCGUCGAACCCGUACUAUCAAAACUCGGAGGACGUGGAAAACCUAGGUAAAAUGUACCAGGAGUCGUUAAAGAGAUACAUGGAGGAAAUGCAACAGUCGAGUAUGCAGAAUGGUGUUUUGUCCGAGGGUGGCGAAAAAACUAAACCGGAGGGAGACAGUCCGCUAGAUCUGAGCAAGCCCGUGGAUUUGCGCAUGGAUCAAGAACAGGACGAUGACGAAGACAGCAUGUCUGAAUGCACGGAUAUCAUGGAUGACGAAAGUCCAGCUUCACCUGCGUCAAGCACUCAGAGCGGUCAGCAGAGGGUGAACGCUCCUGGUGGCAGCAGUAGCAGUCAAAACAAACGGUACCGGACGCAAAUGAGCAAUGUGCAGGUGAAGGUGAUGAAAGCACUGUUUGAUGACUACAAGACCCCAACGAUGGGUGAGUGCGAGAUGCUGGGCCGUGAGAUCGGCUUGGCUAAGCGCGUGGUCCAGGUGUGGUUCCAAAACGCACGGGCCAAGGAGAAGAAGUACAAGCUGCAAACCAAGCAGAACCAAGAUCUGACUGGACCACCGGACGAGUGCAAGUAUUGUCGAUUCAAAUACACUCACAAGUAUUCCGUCCAAGACCACAUAUUCACCAGCCGGCACAUCGCCCUGGUCAAGCAGCACGUGGAGAGCCGAAUGUCGGUGUCCGACAUGUCGGGCAACUGCAGCGAUGGUGAAUUCACGGUGCCGCCCAAUCCGGGCGACCCGCACAACAACAACCUUCCCAACCAGCAAGUCAAUCAGAUGCAGAUGCUCCAGCUGGCCGGGCUCAUCGGCCAGUCUCCAGUCGCACAGGCCGUGGCCAUGGCUACCAUAGCGAAGCUGGACGGCAAGGACCAGUCGCAAAUGACCGCCGAGGAGUUGGCCUUAUUGCCGCACCUGUACAACCUGGGCAUGACUUUCCAGCAAGGAUUCAUGCACCCGGGCACAGCUAUGAUGACGUCGCCAGGAUAG